Cajanus cajan (pigeon pea) is the source of this 2477-nucleotide messenger RNA. NCBI's taxonomy places the organism in Eukaryota, Viridiplantae, Streptophyta, Magnoliopsida, Fabales, Fabaceae. The record is from RefSeq and is a predicted model, not a curated record.
UUCUUUUAGGCAAAGAUUAAGUGUUACAAUGAGCAUUGCAAUGAAGAUGUUACAGAAUUUGCCACUACUACUUUUCUGUCUCUAUUGUUUACCCAUACAAGGAUCAAAUCAACAUGAGAGAAAGCCUUACAUUGUAUACAUGGGAGAGCUGCCAGUGGCUACAACCUAUGCCCCAGAAGACCAUCACAACAACAUGCUGGCUACUGUGAUUGGAGAUCGGCAGCUAGCCAGAGAAUACAAAAUACACAGCUAUGGAAAGAGCUUCAACGGAUUCGUUGCACAUCUUUUGCCACAUGAAGCACAAAAAUUACUAGAGGAGGACAAUGUGGUAUCAGUCUUUCCAAAUACACAUAACAAAAUACACACUACAAGGUCAUGGGAUUAUCUGGGAUUGCCCCUAAGAUUGAGCAGACACUCAGUUGAGAGCAAUAUCAUUGUCGGUUUGUUAGAUACAGGAAUUUCGCUUGAUUGCCCUAGUUUCAACGAUAAGGGGUAUGGGCCUCCCCCAAGCACAUGGAAGGGCAAAUGUGUGACAGGGCCCAAUUUCACCGGAUGCAACAACAAGGUGAUCGGGGCAAAAUUCUUCAACCUCCAAAACGCCCCGGUGACGAACCUGAGUCCGGCGGACGACGACGGGCACGGCACGCACACGGCGUCCACCGCGGCGGGGGGGGCGGGGGGGGGGGGGGGCCUGGACGGCAUCGGCGGCGGCACGGCGCGGGGCGGGGUGGCGCGCGCCCGCAUAGCGAUGUACAAAGUGUGCUGGAGCAUCAUGGGCUGCAGCGACAUGGACUUGCUGGCGGCGUUCGACGAGGCCAUAGCGGACGGCGUCAACGUUAUUUCGGUGUCUUUGGGAGGGUCUCCGAGGAUGUUCUUCAGCGACCCCAUGGCCAUUGGAUCCUUCCAUGCCAUGCAGAGAGGGAUUCUCACUUCUUGCUCUGCUGGCAACGAUGGACCUUCCACCAUGACCGUUCAAAAUGUCGCUCCUUGGAUUUUGACUGUCGCCGCUUCCUCCACUGAUAGGCGCUUCUCCACCGUCGUUGCUCUUGGGGAUGGCGAGAAAGCUGCGGGAAUGUCCAUUAAUACCUUUACCCCUGGGAAAAACAUGUACCCACUGAUUAGUGGAGAACUUGCUUCCAAUGUUAGCCGAGACGGCUAUGGCAAUGCCAGUGCAUGUGAUUAUGGAAGUCUAAGCAAGGAGAAGGUAAUGGGCAAGAUAGUGUACUGCCUUGGCACAGGGAACCAAGACUACGUGAUCAAAGAAUUGGACGGAGCAGGCACCAUCAUGGCUGUUGAAGACCCAUCAGAUUACUCAACCACCACUAUUAUUCCUGGGGUCUAUGUUGAUGCCUUCUCUGCUGGCAAAACCAUUGACCAUUACAUCAAUUCCACCAAGAAUGCUCAAGCUGUUAUACUGAAGACCAUAAGUACAAGAAGCCCUGCUCCAUACGUUGCUUCUUUCUCCUCCAGAGGUCCUCAAUCCAUCACCUUCAACAUCCUAAAGCCUGACUUGAGUGCUCCGGGAGUGGACAUUCUAGCUGGAUUUUCCAAACUAGCAACACUAACAGGGGACCCUAAAGACAACCGUCGAAACGUUUUUAACAUUUUGUCAGGAACAUCUAUGGCAUGUCCACAUGUUGCUGCUGCUGUCGCAUAUGUCAAAUCCUUUCAUCCUGAUUGGAGUCCUGCUGCAAUUAAAUCUGCUCUCAUGACCACUGCUACUCCCAUGAGAAUCAAAGAUAAGACAGCAGAGCUAGGAUCAGGGUCAGGACAGAUCAACCCAGUGAGAGCAUUGAAUCCUGGCUUACUUUACAACAUUAGCAUGAACUCCUACAUUGCAUUCCUAUGCAAAGAAGGCUACAACAGCAGCAGCAUUGGAAUAAUAAUUGGCACCAAAGGCUUCAAUUGCUCCACCAUUGACUCUCCACAAGGCACUGAUGGAAUCAACUACCCUUCCAUGCAUGUUCAAAUCGUGCCUUCCAAUUCCAGCAUUUCUGCAGUCUUCUAUCGGAGGGUGACCAACGUAGGAUUUGGUAAUUCAACUUACAAGGCCAGGGUCAUAGCUCCUGAGGGUCUUUCCAUUGAGGUUGUCCCAGACACGUUAAAGUUUAGUGGAUUGCACCAAGAGUUGUCGUUCAAGGUUGUGCUGAAGGGGCCUCCAAUGCCUGAGGAGACAAAGAUAUUGUCAGCAUCACUCGAAUGGAAUGACUCCAAACACAGAGUGAGAAGCCCCAUAGUUGUUUAUAAACCGACCUUGUGAAAUGAAGCCUGUGUAGGCACUUUACAUAGCCUAGGAAUUAAGUUCGGGAGUUUCAGUGUUUCAUUUUAGUUUUAUGUAGGUGGAAGUUGGUGAAUGGUGAUUUCCCUUAUAAUGAAGAGAUAUUUAAUUGCAUGGAUUAUGAUUAUCCUUUCAUUCAAUGGAAAUGUCCAACAAUAGCAUUAACUCGUGCCUUAGUAAUGUUUUUUCGACCCAUAAC